Telopea speciosissima is the source of this 2367-nucleotide messenger RNA. Its product is annotated as probable methyltransferase PMT18. The coding region runs from base 423 to 2351 and encodes 642 amino acids. Gene Ontology annotation, molecular function: methyltransferase activity. The record is from RefSeq and is a predicted model, not a curated record. Lineage: Eukaryota; Viridiplantae; Streptophyta; Magnoliopsida; Proteales; Proteaceae. Gene Ontology annotation, cellular component: endosome; cytoplasm; trans-Golgi network. The transcript is spliced from 6 exons.
GCAUUGGGAAAAGGGUUUUUGGAGUGGAGCUUUUCAAGGCCAAGACAGAAAAUUUAAUCCAUAUAUUCAUAAGGGAGAAGGGGAGCUUUUCGAGGCAUAUGAAUCUCCUUUGAAUGCUCCUCGAUUGCCUUCUGUAAACACUUUUGUACCCAAUCAAAGCAUCAAUACAAACACAACAGACGCAAAAGAAAGAAAAUUACGAAAGCAAAAGAUAACCCAGCAAAAUCGAAUCAUCGAGACAAAGUUUCAAUCAGCAGAAGAAAAGAAGUGGGAGAAAAGUCUCUCAACUGUACGGCAGCCGAACAUGGUGCCUUCUGAUUCCGGAGUACUGUAGCCUUUCCUUCAUUCGUUGCUUCACUUCUCUUCCCUGAAAAGUUCAUGGCCAUGGGUUUAAACUAAUAAAAAGAUCUCGUAUCUGUCAAAUGGCGAAGGAGUACAGUGGAUCUCCUAAGCUUCAUCAGCUUGAAUCAAAGAGGAAGCGUCUCACAUGGGUGUUAGGGGUCAGUGGGCUAUGCGUGCUCUUCUAUGUUUUGGGAGCUUGGCAGAAUACGACUUCUGCGCCGUCCAACCGAUCUGAGGUUCACACCAAAGUCGGAUGCGGUGUUGGUUCCCCAGCAGCAGGCAACACCCAUUCGUCAUCGUCAUCGUCAUCGUCUUCGUCUUCGUCUUCAUCAUCUUCCACCACCUCCCUCGACUUCAUAGCCCAUCACCAGGUGGGGCUCAACAAUACCGGCGGCGGUACUCAGAAAUUCGAAGCUUGCGACAUGUCCUACAGUGAGUACACUCCCUGCCAAGAUCCGAGGAGAGCAAGGAAAUUCGAUAGAAACAUGCUGAUAUACAGAGAGCGGCAUUGCCCCAUCAAAGACGAACAACUGCUCUGCCUGAUACCUGCUCCACCCAAGUAUAAGAACCCUUUCAAAUGGCCACAGAGUAGGGACUACGCCUGGUAUGAUAACAUCCCCCACAGAGAGCUCAGCAUUGAAAAGGCCGUCCAGAACUGGAUACAAGUCGAGGGCGAUCGGUUCAGGUUCCCUGGUGGGGGUACCAUGUUCCCGCGAGGAGCCGAUGCUUAUAUCGACGACUUAAACGAGCUCAUCCCACUGACAACAGGAACAAUCAGGACUGCCAUCGAUACAGGCUGUGGAGUUGCAAGCUGGGGUGCUUACCUGCUUAAGAGGGACAUCCUGACAAUGUCGUUUGCACCAAGAGAUACACAUGAGGCACAGGUGCAAUUUGCACUGGAACGGGGAGUUCCAGCCAUGAUUGGUGUCAUGGCGUCCGAGCGUAUCCCUUACCCUGCAAGAGCUUUUGAUAUGGCCCAUUGUUCACGCUGCUUGAUUCCCUGGCAUCAAUAUGAUGCGCUGUAUCUAAUUGAGGUGGAUAGAGUUCUGAGGCCUGGUGGCUACUGGAUUCUAUCUGGCCCCCCUAUUCGCUGGAAGAAAUACUGGAGAGGUUGGGAGCGAACCCAAGAAGAUCUUAAACAAGAACAAGAUGCAAUUGAGGACGUUGCGAAACACCUUUGUUGGAAUAAAGUGAUCGAGAAGGACGAUCUUGCUAUUUGGCAAAAACCCAUCAACCAUAUCGAGUGUGUUAAGAGCAGGAAACUUUAUAAAACACCCCACAUCUGCAGAUCAGAUGAUGCAGAUGCUGCCUGGUACAAAAAGAUGGAAACUUGCAUAACACCGCUUCCGGAGGUAAGCAGCUCAGAUGAGGUUGCAGGUGGAGCAUUGGAGAAAUGGCCGGAUCGUGCUUUUGCCGUUCCUCCUAGAAUAAGUAGGGGGUCGAUCCCUGGCAUCAAUGCUGAGAAAUUUCGAGAGAAUAAUGAGAUGUGGAAGGAUAGAGUAGCACACUACAAACGAAUUAUUAGCCCCCUACCUCAAGGAAGAUACAGGAACAUAAUGGAUAUGAACGCAUACCUUGGGGGAUUUGCAGCAGCCCUCACAAAAUAUCCAGUAUGGGUCAUGAAUGUGGUUCCUGCUAGUUCCAAUCAAAAUACUCUGGGUGUGAUCUACGAGCGGGGUUUCAUUGGAACAUACCAGGAUUGGUGUGAAGCCUUCUCUACAUAUCCAAGAACCUACGAUCUCAUUCAUGCUGAUGGCGUUUUUAGUAUCUAUCAGGACAGGUGCAACAUCAUGUACAUUUUGUUGGAGAUGGAUAGAAUUCUGAGGCCCGAAGGGACAGUAAUAUUCAGGGAUACCGUGGAGGUUCUUGUGAAGAUACAGGGCAUAACGGAUGGAAUGAGAUGGAAGAGCCAGAUCAUGGAUCAUGAGAGUGGGCCGUUCAACCCGGAGAAAAUUCUCGUUGCUGUUAAAAGCUACUGGACUGGUGAGGCUGCGCUGAAACCUCUCUGAUACCCCGUGUAUUCAC